Messenger RNA from Cervus elaphus (red deer), 7352 nucleotides. It is a transcript of the gene MCC, whose product is annotated as MCC regulator of WNT signaling pathway. Lineage: Eukaryota; Metazoa; Chordata; Mammalia; Artiodactyla; Cervidae. Gene Ontology annotation, biological process: negative regulation of canonical Wnt signaling pathway. Gene Ontology annotation, cellular component: cytoplasm. Gene Ontology annotation, molecular function: calcium ion binding. The transcript is spliced from 17 exons. The record is from RefSeq and is a predicted model, not a curated record. Bases 2842 to 5370 code for a protein of 842 amino acids.
GGGUAAAGGACAGGUGGGUACCAACUUCCUUCUCAUGAAGUUUGCCACGCAAAGGAUUGAUUCAGACUAAUUAUCCAGCUUAUGAAUGAUCAUAUCUGAUGACUUUUUUUCUUGUAUCUUUAGUAGCAGAACUAUUUUCUUUUGUCAAAGUAAAGCUCACCGGCUCGUCCUCUGUUUCACCUACAUUUGGUCCUUUGACUACCAGAAACAGGGGAGUUGAAGGGUUUGAAGGGAGAGGAAGUUGAAAUCACAGUACCACAUGGAAACGGUGGGGUGGUGAGCUGUGCCACCUUUGGUGAGUCAGCAGAUACUGCCUGUGAGCAAGCAUUUGGCCCCAUACAUUCUCUCUUCUAAACAGAAGUCAAACAUCACAAGUCUCUAAUCUCUCGGCUCCACCCCUGCUAUUGAUAAAGUAGGGCCCUCAUUCAGCUCACCCCUCUCUGUAGCCUUUGGGGGAAUGACUUUUUAUAUUGUUAACAAAAGGUCAUUUUGUUGAGAUUCUGUUUGUAGAUGUAUUUUCCUUAAGCUAUUUAUUACCACUGGCAAGGGUCAGAAUGGACCACAGGUUUGCCCCAUUUCACCAGUGAAACGACACUGAAAAGUGUUGUGAGUAUAGCUCUCAUAAAUGAACUCAUAUUUAAGCAUUCUAGGAAAACCCCUUAUUCACGGGAGUCCUGCUGGGAAUUAUUUUGUAAAGUGCUGGGCUCACAGUAGGCACUGGAUGACUACGUGGAUGAAUAGAUGAAAAGAAGGAUCUUUUUAUAUGAACAGCCCUUUUAUUAAAGCCGUUCUCUAAGAUUCAGUUCCUCCAAAAACACUGUCUCCCAAAGCCUGGGGGUCACACGACUGCUCCAUAAUGAUCUUCCUGUCUCACCUUUAUUGCAUUGUGUUCAUGCUCACCAGGGCUUCCCUGGUGGCUCAGACGGUAAAGCAUCUGCCUGCAAUGUGGGAGAUCUGGGUUCGACCCCUGGGUCAGGAGGAUUCCCCUGGAGAAGGAAAUGGCAACCCACUCCAGCACUCUUGCCUGGAAAAUUCCAUGGAUAGAGGAGCCUGGUAGGCUACAGUCCACAGGAUCGCAAAGAGUUGGACACAACUUCACAACUUCACAAUGCUCAUUAAAACGGACCAUGCUUAGGGAGUGCUUACCGUGAACCAUGACCUGUACCAGACACCUUUCACGUAUUAUCUCAUUUAAUUCUCGAGGCCGUCCUGUGAGCCAAGGAGAGUGCAGUUUACAGAUGCUUGCCCAUGGCUUGCCGUGCUUGGGUAACUAGUAAACAGUGCAGUCUAGUCUCAAGCAUGAGUCUGUCUGAUUCCAAAGCUUCUAACUCCUGAACUCAUGUCUUUGUAAUGUGUGUGUGUCUCCCCACUACAUGCCAGCUCCCUGAAAAUUCGAGUCCUGUUUUUUUGUUUGUUUGUUGUACCACGCAGCUUGUAGGAUCUCAGUACCUUGACCAGGGAUUGAACCGGAAUGAAAAGCCCAGAAUCCUAACCAUUAGGCCACCAGGGAACUCCCACUGACUUCUUUUUUAUACAGCUUCUCCUGCUCGGUUUCAACCCCCAUGCCUGCUGCAUAAUGUUAACUGGAAUGAAUGGAGAAGGAAGACCUGGUGCUCCAUCGUAGUGCUGGCAGCAGGUGAAUCACUGAACCUCCCAGAGCAUCACAUAUAGUGCGAAGUAAUCCUUGCCCUGCCUUUAUUAUAGAGCUCUUGUGCGGAUCACAUGCGAAAGAGGUGAUGGAAACCAUAAGGAGCUGUGUGAAUGUUAAGAAGGAUUCAUAAACCAAUUACCUGAUGUACCCAUUUUGUACAUUCAAAAUAGUUCAAGGCCAGGGUUCCUCAGAGCACCUGAGAUGUUUAUGUUUUUGGAGAAAAUCUGACCUAAGGCAAAAUAGGGAACAUGGAUUUUUAUCAAGCCAGGAGGAGAAAAUGCUCCAAGAUAAAUUUAAAGGCUUAUGGUUUUCAUAUACAUGCUGACAGAUGGGCAAAAAAAUAGGAAUUCCAGUUAGAUGCAAAAAAAAAAAAAGAAAGGCACUCCAAGCUAGUGGAAUGCACGCUGGGUGCGGAGUUCAGGGCCCAGUGUGUGUAGCAAGGCUUGGGUGCUGCCUUUCUUGGGGAAGUGCCUGCAGCCUGCUGCCAGGCCUCCCAUCUCCCUGACUGUAAACGAGAUGUUCGGCCCACGUGUCUCCAGUGGCCUGCCGCCCUAAGCCUGCAUGUUUGGAGCAGUCCUGAGGUGCAGAGUUGUCAGUGUUCCUUCCAGAUGCCAGCACAGGGGUGACUGCCAGUUUGGGGCCUGUCCUGGGCGGGAGAGGGCUGGCAGACCCUCCUAAGCUGAAGCUGCAAAGGAGCCAGGCUGUGCUGUGCCUUCGGGUGUCCUGUGGAAGCUGGACUCCAGAGCUGGUGUGUGUGCCUCAACUCCUCAGUCACGCCUUUAGUGCCAGUUGCAGUCAGUCUUACUGGAGAAUGUUCCGUUUCCCGCAUCGUUUUUUGUUUGUUUGUUUGUUUUUACCAUUUCACCUCUAAUCUGUUGUUUUCAAACUAUUAGAUUAGAUUUCCCUUGUUUAAAGCAAAUAAGAUAUUUUCCUACUGUACAAUAGAAGAACAUUCUCUACGACUUUCUUUCAACCUUGGAACUAUUUAUGCUUUCUAUACCUUGUCUUUGGGUAGAAAGCCGUUUGAGACUGAUGAGAAUGUGUCUUCUGAUAACAUCCUGCGUUUUGUAAUGUUUGUUUUCGAGUGCAUUGUUUGAGCGUCUUAUUGACACUGGCAGGUAAACAGGGCAGAAGUGAAUAUCCACCUUUUCAGAAAUGACCCUGAAAGGGGAAGGAGAGCCCACAGGGGCAUGGCAGCGUGGGCUCAGGUUUUUUUCGCCAUCAAGUUUAGUCCACCUUCUCAACAGAACAAGGCCAUGCGCAUCUCCGAGGCCUUGCAGCACCAGCUCCACUUGGCAGCCCUGGCGUCACUCAAGGGAGAUAUAGUGGAGCUUAAUAAACGUCUGCAGCAAACAGAGCGGGAGCGGGACCUUCUGGAAAAGAAGUUGGCCAAGGCACAGUGUGAGCAGUCCCAUCUCAUGAGAGAGCAUGAGGACGUCCAGGAGCGAACCACGCUUCGGUAUGAGGAACGCAUCACAGAACUGCACAGUGUCAUCGCUGAGCUCAAUAAGAAGAUAGAUCGUUUGCAAGGCUCCACCAUCAGGGAGGAAGAUGAGUACUCGGAACUGCGAUCAGAGCUCAGCCAGAGUCAACACGAGGCCAAUGAGGACUCUCGCAGCGUGGAUCAGGACCAGACCUCUGUGUCUGUCCCUGAAAACCAGUCCACCAUGGUCACUGCAGACAUGGAUAACUGCAGUGACCUGAACUCGGAGCUGCAGAGGGUGCUGACGGGGCUGGAGAACGUGGUCUGCUGCAGGAAGAAGAGCAGCUGCAGCCUCUCGGUGGCGGAGGUGGACAGACACAUCGAGCAGCUGACCACGGCCAGCGAGCACUGUGACUUGGCCAUCAAGACAGUGGAGGAGAUCGAGGGGGUCCUCGGCCGGGACCUGUACCCCAGCCUGGCAGAGGAGCGGUGUCGGUGGGAGAAGGAGCUGGCGGGGCUGCGGGAGGAGAACGAGAGCCUGACGGCCAUGCUGUGCAGCAAGGAGGAGGAGCUGCACAGGACCAAGGCCGCCACGAACGCCGUCCGGGAGGAGCGCGACCGGCUGCGGAGGAGGGUUCGAGAGCUUCAAACUCGGCUGCAGAGCGUGCAGGCCACGGGCCCCUCCAGCCCUGGCCGCCUCACUUCCGCCAACCGCCCCGUUAACCCCAGCACCGGAGAACUGAGCACGAGCAGCAGCAGCAAUGACAUCCCCAUCGCCAAGAUCGCCGAGAGGGUGAAGCUCUCCAAGACCAGGUCUGAAUCUUCGUCGUCUGAUCGGCCAGUCCUAGGCUCAGAAAUCAGCAGCAUUGGGGUGUCCAGCAGUGUGGCAGAGCACCUGGCCCACUCUCUUCAGGACUGCUCCAACAUUCAGGAAAUCUUCCAGACUCUCUAUUCCCAUGGAUCUGCCAUCUCGGAAAGCAAGAUUAGAGAGUUUGAGGUGGAAACGGAGAGGCUGAACAGCCGUAUCGAACACCUGAAAUCCCAGAAUGACCUCCUGACCAUAACCCUGGAAGAAUGCAAGAGCAGCGCCGAGAGGCUGAGCAUGCUGGUGGGGAAGCAUGAGUCCAACGCCACGGCCCUGCGGCUGGCCCUGCAGUACAGCGAGCAGUGCAUCGAAGCCUAUGAACUCCUCCUGGCUCUGGCCGAGAGCGAGCAGAGCCUCAUCCUGGGGCAGUUCCGGGCGGCCGGUGUGGGGUCGUCCCCUGGAGACCAGUCAGGGGAUGAAAACAUCACUCAGAUGCUCAAGCGAGCCCACGACUGCCGGAAGACAGCUGAGAACGCCGCCAAGGCCCUGCUGAUGAAGCUGGAUGGCAGCUGCGGGGGCGCCUUCGCGGUGGCCGGGUGCAGCGGGCAGCCCUGGGAGAGCCUGUCCUCCAACAGCCACACCAGCACGACCAGCUCCACAGCCAGCAGCUGUGACACGGAGUUCACUAAAGAAGACGAGCAAAGGCUGAAGGACUACAUCCAGCAGCUCAGGAACGACAGGGCAGCGGUCAAGCUGACCAUGCUGGAGCUGGAGAGCGUCCACAUCGACCCUCUCAGCUACGACGUCAAGCCCCGGGGAGACAGCCAGCGACUAGACCUGGAAAACGCAGUGCUGAUGCAGGAGCUCAUGGCCAUGAAGGAGGAGAUGGCCGAGCUGAAGGCCCAGCUCUACCUCCUGGAGAAGGAGAAGAAGGCCCUGGAGCUGAAGCUGAGCACGCGAGAAGCCCAGGAACAGGCCUACCUGGUCCACAUCGAGCACCUGAAGUCUGAGGUGGAGGAGCAGAAGGAGCAGCGCACACGGUCCCUCAGCUCCACCAGCAGCGGCGGCAAGGACACAGCCAGCAAGGAGUGUCCGGACGCCGCCUCCCCCGCCCUAUCCCUGGCCGAACUGCGGACGGCGUGCGGCGACAGCGAGCUGGCUGCGGAGUUCGCGAAUGCCAUCCGUCGAGAGAAGAAGUUAAAGGCCAGAGUUCAAGAGUUGGUGAGUGCCUUGGAAAGACUCACAAAGAGCAGUGAAAUCCGACACCAGCAAUCGGCAGAGUUUGUUAAUGACCUAAAGCGAGCCAACAGCAACCUGGUGGCUGCCUAUGAGAAAGCAAAGAAGAAGCAUCAAAACAAACUGAAGAAGUUGGAGUCUCAGAUGAUGGCCAUGGUGGAGAGACAUGAGACCCAAGUGAGGAUGCUCAAGCAAAGGAUAGCUCUGCUGGAGGAGGAGAACUCCAGACCUCACACCAACGAAACGUCCCUGUAGUGGGCACUUGAGCUCCACGGUUCUGUCCGUGGAAGCUAGAGUCUAGCAGUCACUGAGGAGGGGGCCUCAGAGGACAGGACCUGUCGGUUGGAAGGAAGGCGCCCUGGACUCAGCCUCGGGGCAGGUGGCCCCGGUGAGGCGGUAUAGACUGUCCCCCGAGGGUCCCGCCCUCCCCUCCGGGGCUGCGGGCGGCGUGGGGACUCCUGCCCCACGCACUGGCUCCACAGGGCUUCCUGCUGCUUUCAGCAUGGGCUCUGUCCCUCACCCACAUUUUCUGUAUCCGCGGUAUAAUCCAGGCAUCAUCUGUUUGAUUUCCCAGUUUUUGCAGCCUUACCUCGAGCAUCUCACAUUUCUCCUUUCUCCUUCUGGGGAAAACUGAUGGGGGCUGGGGGUGCAGAGGGGAGACGGUGCUCAGCAUCUAGAACUGCUGCUUCGUUUCCUGCAACCAGGCUUUGGUUUUCAAGUACCAGGUGUCAACUCUUAGGAGGCGGCUGUCACUCAGAGGUGUUCCAGGAGGUUGAUCACAGGCGGACAACACACAGGUUUCCUUCCAGCCCCAGGUAUGUUGAGGCUACAGGUAGAGCAGUUGGGUCUGAACAGCUCUGAAUGGGAGAAGGAAGACCUCCUUGACCUCACAGUGGAGGUGGGCACGGGCAGGGAACACUCUUUAGACAGGAAUCUCCCUGUCCCAGUGCCGCCUUACUAACAGCUGGGAGAGUCCUGUUGAUCCGUGUCAGGGACCUGAACUGUCAGGAGAGGCACAUUAGUGCUUUCCUGGACUCGGGCACCGCAGAAUUGCUGUUCUCCGUGUAUCAAAGCUCCCUGACUGAACGUGCUGAUGGCUCCGGACCUGCCUCUCUCCCGAGGGAAAUGUUCUGCAGCUGACCCACCCAUCUGAGAGACUGCCACCGUGGCACCAGCUCAGGAGUGCGCCCCUGCUGUUCCCAAGGGCAGAGGGGAGGGAAAGCUGAGGCCUCUUAGCCCCCAGAAACAUGGCAGUGGGUGGCAGAUGGUGAUUCCACGGGUGUCAGUUCUAGCAAAAUGGUGACAGGACUGGGCAGGACCAAAGUACCUGAAUUCUUUCAGGAAGGUCUUCCAUUUGAAAAUCAACUCUUCACCCCUUUUCUACUGUAAUGUUCCCCGUUGCAGUUUUUCAGUUGUCACCACCCUAGGCUCACAUAACAUUUUAAAGGACCACUUGCCAUUUUUUCUGAAGACCCACCCGAAGUCACUUAGAAGAAAGAUGCCCAACGCUACAGUUCAAAGAUCUGCUUACGACCAGAUCACUGCAUUCAUGUCUUGGUGUCAGUGAGCUGUUCUCAGAGGCAGGACGCAGAUUCCACAGCUUUCAGUCUGACAGGGAAGGACACCCCAGCCACCGUCUGCAAAGGCAGAGCACGUCCAUCCCCCAAGGACGCUCUGUCCUGUCUCAGGCCAGCAGCGAGGCCGCCCCAUCUUCAAACAGUCAUCGUCAGCUGGUCUCAGGCCCAGCUCUAGGGUGCUCUGGUCACUGCAAAGGCCCCCACCGGCUUCUGUUUCUGUUAUAUAAGGUAAACUUCGUCCUUGUGACAAUAAGUCAGUUUUUUACUCUUUGGAUAGGAAGAUGUAAUGACCCAAAAGUGUGUUUUUAGAAAAAAAAGUGUAGCAGAUGAAACUAUUUUUCCCACUUGCCCAGGGGAAACGUAUUCCCGAAGCAAAGCAGGCUGUGAAGGGCAGGGACCGGGCGUCAUGUCACACAGGUGGAGGCUUUCAUCCCCACCACCACUGCAAGGGAGAACAGAGCCUGCCUUCUAGACACAUGGAGCUCAUCCCAGACCUGGGUAGUCUCAGUUCCCACGUGACGAGCCCCUGGCAUUACUGAUCCUACUUAGCUCAUUUUGAAUUUAUAUUUCCACAUAAUACUGGUUGGGUGAACACUUUCCCUGGCAAAACUGUUACUUUUAUAAAUGUGUAGAAUAAAAACUAUUAAAUAGUUGAUUACC